Messenger RNA from Fulvia fulva, 1056 nucleotides. Its product is annotated as Putative NADP-dependent oxidoreductase. Lineage: Eukaryota; Fungi; Ascomycota; Dothideomycetes; Mycosphaerellales; Mycosphaerellaceae. The record is from RefSeq and is a predicted model, not a curated record. The coding region runs from base 1 to 1056 and encodes 351 amino acids. Gene Ontology annotation, molecular function: oxidoreductase activity, acting on the CH-CH group of donors, NAD or NADP as acceptor. The transcript has a single exon.
AUGUCUCUCCCAAGCACAUACACCUCCAUCCACCUCGCCACCCGCCCCAAAGACCACAUCACACCCUCCACCUUCAAACCCCAAUCAAACUCCACCCCCUCCCCCUCAGAGCUGCAAGAUGGCCAAGUCCUCUACCGCGCAAACUACCUCUCCCUCGACCCCGCCAUGCGCGGCUGGCUAAACGACACACGCUCCUACAUCCCACCCGUCAAAAUCGGCGCCGUCAUGCGUGGAAACGGCGUCGGCACCAUCCUCGCUUCCAAGAAUCCCAACUACGCCGUCGGCGAGACUGUCGAAGCCAUGUCAGGCUGGUCUGAGCUCGCGGUUCUGGGGGAGAAGGAACUGACUAAGUUAUCUUUACCCUCGAAUGGGAGGAUGACGGAUGCGUUGGGAGUUCUGGGAAUGACGGGGUUAACGGCUUAUUUCGGGAUUCUGGAUGUGGGAAAAGUGCAGAAGGGAGAUUUCGUCGUUGUCUCUGGGGCGGCGGGGGCGACGGGGAGUGUCGUGGGCCAGAUUGCGAAGUUGAAAGGGGCCACAGUUCUGGGUAUCGCAGGCUCAGACAGUAAAUGCGACUGGCUCAUCAAGGAGCUCGGCUUCGACAACGCAUUGAACUACAAGUCCGCCACAUUCGCCAAAGACUUCCGCGCCGCAACCAAACAAUUGAUCGACGUCUUCUUCGACAACGUCGGUGGCGAGAUCCUCGACCUGGCCCUAUCACGCGCAAAACCCCAUUCCCGCUUCGUCAUGUGCGGCGGUAUCUCCCAGUACAACACCAAGAACGCCCAAGGCCCCAAGAACUACCUAAUGAUUGUAUCCAUGAGGAUUAGGAUGCAGGGGUUCGUAGUGUUUGAUUAUGAGAAGCAGUAUGAGCGUGCGAGGAGGGAGCUGGCGCAGUGGCUUGGGGAGGGGAAGAUUAAGAGGCAGGAGACGGUGGUGAAGGGUGGGAUCGAGAAGAUGCCGGAGGCGUUGAGGGCGUUGUUUGAUGGGGAGAAUACGGGGAAGUUGAUGGUUGAGGUGAAGAAGCCGGAGGAGGGGGAGGUGAGGUCGAAGUUGUAG